This is a messenger RNA of Schizosaccharomyces japonicus yFS275, 4427 nucleotides long. Its product is annotated as silencing protein Rik1. The coding region runs from base 1157 to 4318 and encodes 1053 amino acids. Lineage: Eukaryota; Fungi; Ascomycota; Schizosaccharomycetes; Schizosaccharomycetales; Schizosaccharomycetaceae. Gene Ontology annotation, molecular function: nucleic acid binding. The record is from RefSeq and is a predicted model, not a curated record. The transcript has a single exon. Gene Ontology annotation, cellular component: nucleus.
AUCAACGAGUGCCAUUUGUUAGGGGGGACGUCUAACAUAUGAAUUAGCUGUAAUCCUUCAAAGAUAACUAUAUCCAUGAACAAAACAAAUACCUGCAAAAGUAGGAAGACGCACUAGAUCACAUUCUUGUGAAACAUGCAUAAAAGAAGACCUCUGCUUUCGUAUAGGUCGAGACCCUUCCAAAGAGACUUCGUCUCUUGGAAGCUUUAUUGUGUCCACGGGCACUGUUUUUGAUGAACCUUUCGGGACAUCAAGAAAUUCUUCAUUAGCAUGAGGUGGUGCUGUUGGACAAGAGUUCCGGUACUGAAAUACGUGUCAGUAAAUCAUGUUCAAUAACAAAGUAACUCUUACUAUAGAAGCAAAUUCUGUGUCCGGAGGAGGACUAUGCUCGUCCAUUUGAUGAAUGCCGGUCUGUCCCUCAGCUGACUGGCUUCGGAAUGACUGAUAUACAAAUCCAUCAGUCUAACUGUCCCAUAAUUUUCACUUACCAUUACAACCGGCGUAAAGCGUUAGGAGCUGUAACAACAAUCUCACAAAAAAAACUUCCAAAAAUAAGCCUCGUUUAAAUAUAGUCCAAAACCCAAAAGUGUCCCCAAGAAUUGCACGAAAAAGGGCCUAAUUGUCUGUAUUCUUUAGGAAAAUGAAGAAAAACCGAAGAAGAAACGAAACAAUUUGGUUUUGCUGUAUAAUGUGUGAAUGGUUGUAGUGGCCCUUGGCAUAGGUUAGUCCAGGGACAUCUCUUCCUUAAACAGUAUUAACUGUCCAGACGUAAAACACAUACCAGACACUCUAAAGGAGUUGUCCUAAUCGAUGGAAGCUGUUUAUUAGAUAGAAGCAGGUGUUUGUCUUAAAACUUUUAGCGGAACUGCAUUCUUUGCAUCUUUUUUCGUCUAAAACAUUUCAGUCUAAAACUCCCUUGGACGUUAACAAAAGCAGUUUUCGAGCUUUGUGGAGCGCUGAACGUAAUUGAAUCUUCCAGUUAAAGCUUUAUAUUCACUGGAUUAUCUUAACGUGCUGUUGCAAGUUUAGUCUUUCUACUUCGUAUUCGGUACCAGGAUUCAAACAAAUUACAUUCAUUCUCUCGAUUUCCCUUCGGCAACUUCUAUCAUUUUGAUUCAACAACACUAUCUCUCUAGAGCUUUCGUUGCCUUCCUGGAUGAAUCUAUGUUUUCAAUCCAUUCAAGCACCUGCUAUACAGACUGCUGUUUGUUGUAAAUUUAUUCCAAAUGAGAACGUUAUAAUCGUAUCUCGUCGCCUUCAGCUUUUUGUCUAUACCCUCAGUAAAAACAAUGAGCUCUGUGAGCGUGCCACAAUACCUCUGCAUGCAAACGCACUCCAUCUACUUGCUUAUCGUCCACUAGACCUUGAGCAAGACUAUUUGCUUAUAGUAACUCAAGAUGGCUACUACUUUUCUGUGUACUGGGACGAUAAUUUUGGAAAGGUUGCUCUCGACAGCCCGCUUCAGAUGUGCACUACACAACCCAGCUACCCAAAUACAUCCUGGAGAAGCUUUUGCUUAGUAAAUCAAGAGGCUCAACUGGUACUUAUUAGGACAUCAGAAAUGAAGGUCUUGUGCCUGUCUAUUUUUUCAGAGGAACAACGGAAACAACAGGGUUUCUCCAUCGGAGACGGUGCUGAAUUGUUACUUCCCGGAUAUCUCGUUAUGGACAUGUGUUUUCUGCAACACGGGAAUCCUCCGCAGGUUGCCGUUCUUUCACAAACUGUCGACUCAACAAAGGUGACGGUACAUAAGCUGAAUUUGCAGUCGGAUUCGUUUGAUUCUGGCUCUGUAGUCUUAAAAAAUUCACUUUACUACAAACUAAUGGCAGUUGGAAAGAAGGGACUAAUUGCACUGGGAGAGGACAACAUUUCCUAUUUCAAUCGUGGUACUGUUAUUUCCAUCCGUGCACCGUCGGUACGGUUUUCCCAUUAUUGUGCGCUGCGUGGUUUAAAAAGACAAUUUGUUCUUGUUAGUGCGGAAGGUAACGUGUAUACGCUUUCGUGUAACCCUUUAUUCCACAAAUUGUAUACAUUGAUGGUGGAAGAACUUCCGUUUUCACCAGUUUUCAAUGUAUCUUCAGUUAUGGCUAUUGAUGAAGAAAGGCUUUUCGCUUCUAAUAUCAAUGGAUCCAUACACAUUCUUUCAUUACCGUCAUACACUGUCUCGGAAAUAACGGCAGGACACGGUGCUAUACAUGAUAUGCAGUUUUUCGAGAGUGGCAGUGGAAACACUCUGCUUUUAUGUGCAGGUUCACUUAAUUCUGGUUCUCUAAUUUACUUAUGUAAUUCGCUUAGUGCGGAACCUAUCUCAUUAUUCGAUUUGUCUGGAGUCUUGCACGUUUGGCCUGUGCACUUUCAAUCAGUUCUAAAACUCUUUGUUGGUAUGGCUAAUGAAACAAAAGUGUUCACAAUGGUCAGUCUGUACGAAGCUGAAUUUGAUCCUGAAUUAAGUUUAGAUGAAAGUACAUUGGCACUAUCAGCUUGUGAAAAUGGCUACGUCCAGAUCACAAAUAAGUCACUUCGUUAUUGCACUGAAACAUCAAAGGAUGCUAUCCCGUUAGAAGGCAUUACAAGUGUAAGUUCUUUGGGGGCUUACGCGGCUAUUGUGAUUGAUAAUACAUCACUUGUAAUUUACAAUAUGACAAAGGAAAUUGCACGAACCACGUUUUCAAAAGAAGUAUCUGCAGUUGAUUUUGCUAGUCCACUACGAAUUGUAGUUGGAUUUUGGAACAAAACCAUGGAGAUGUUGGCAAUUAGGGACAACUCUUUUAUAUGUGUCCUUCGAAAAAGUCUAAACUUUAUACCCCGUGAUGUUUUACUACAAUUCAGCAAUGACGAUCGUUUACACCUUUUUAUGGGUUCCGAUGAGGGAAAUCUCUGUGUCGCUACAGUAGAAAAAUCCCUUAUUACAAACAUGGAUUACCGUGUAUUGGGCUCAACGCCCAUUCACUUCACUCGACUUCUUAUAUCGACAGGAGCAUAUGUCAUUUGUACAAAUGACAAGCCGCAUAUGGUAUAUGGACUUCAUGGGAAGCUGGCUUUUAUGCCACUUAAUGUUCCUUCAUCAAUAGAUCUCAAUGCUUUUCUUGAUGAGAAGUUGAGGUUUUGCCUUGUAAGCGCACAUAGUGAAGGAGUCUCUAUUUUACAUCUCGACAAUCAGCCAAAACUUUCAGUUACUCGGCUGAAAACAAAACUAUUACCUCAAAAGGCUGCUAUAAUAGAUCAAACAGUUUUGUUUUCUGGUUUGAAACAACAGCCUAAUGGUCUUGGAGAAUUAUCCGCUCAGUAUUCACUUGUUUGCUCGAAAGUUUAUGACCAAUUUGAGUUGUGCUCUUUCAAACUGGAUGAAUUUGAGGAGUGCACAUCUGUGAUUGCCAGCUCAUCCUCGCUAUUUGUGGUGACGACUGCGAAAAAGUAUCCUUAUAAUUAUUUCUCCGUCAGUGGAAGACUAUUGGUAAUUAAAGCAAGUUCGGAAAAUCGCGAGCUAGACGUUCAAAGCACGUAUAGCCAUUCGUCUGGGUUUGCUUCUUGCGUGGAGUAUGGAAAAUGUCUGUUCGCAGCUUCCGAUGACUGUAUUUUGACAUUUGUUUUGGACGCUACUGAAGUUCGUUUGAUUGGCACCACACACUGUGUAACAGUUCUAAUUCAGUUACUUGUUGACGAAGACCGGUUAAUCACUGUGGACGCUUUUGGGGCCUUAACAGUUUACCAAAUCUCUGACUCUCAGUUGGUUUGGUUAGCAAACAUACAGUCAAAGCCCGAAUGGGCUUAUCAUGCGUGUGUCAUGCGGCCCUUCCAGUACCUGACUUUCGCGAUUGACGGAAGUGUACAUCAAAUUCAGUUGUUAAACGACAACAAUGAUGCUUCUCCGACAGGCUUCCGUCUAGAGUCGACUUGUUCAUUGAAACUACAUGACAGGGUGUUAUGUGCUAGUGCCGGGUCUCUAACUACUGUGAAAAAAGAUGCUCCUCUUUCACCACAAAUAACGUUCGGCACAGAAUUAGGUGCCGUUGGCAGCGUUCUGCAGUUCGAUGAGAAAAAGGAGGAAUACAUAGCGCUUCAAAAAGCAAUUUGGCACCAGCGAUUGAAUUAUGUUGGCAAGUAUGAACUUCCAAUUGAGAGCGAUCACUCAAAAGUUGCUAGCUGUUUUGUAGACGCAAGUCUUUUUCAGCUUGCGAAAAACUGGACACAAGAACAGCUGUACCGUCUCGUCCGGGACAUGGAUGGUUUAGAGUCUCUGAAUUCACAAGAAAAAAUAAAUCGAGUCCUAAAUGAACUGGAUGUCGUUUCAAAAGUUGAUUUAUCCAGUGUAGCAUAGGACUUUGUCUUUGGGAAUGGUUUAUGAUUUUAGGAUCGUUUAGAUGUGUUAAUAAAUCUUUUAUUUUGUUGUAUAUGUCUCUACAAUAUGAAUGACUGCAGUAACUAUC